Chelonus insularis is the source of this 1702-nucleotide messenger RNA. RefSeq names its product flavin-containing monooxygenase FMO GS-OX-like 4. The record is from RefSeq and is a predicted model, not a curated record. Gene Ontology annotation, molecular function: flavin adenine dinucleotide binding; NADP binding; N,N-dimethylaniline monooxygenase activity. The transcript is spliced from 6 exons. The coding region runs from base 363 to 1670 and encodes 435 amino acids. Lineage: Eukaryota; Metazoa; Arthropoda; Insecta; Hymenoptera; Braconidae.
UUGUGUCUUUCUAAACCAAGAUUUCCGCAAAAAGCUUCCUCUGGUUGACUUUUUAUUUGAAAUUUUUGAUAGUAAGCAAUUACAGCUUUAAAUUCCCAACAACAUGACAAUGUUAUUAAAGAUUUGUACGCGUGUAGAAUAUUAUUUGAAUGUCUAUUUAGUUCCCGCAUUUUUCAUUUAUCUCUACAACUUGUAGAUAUAAAUAUACUCAGUUGCCUUGUUUUCUAUCAUAUAUUACAUCCCAUUGCAAUACGAUUCCUAUACCACUAUAGAAAUUUAAUGGUCUUUUUUGUUUAUACCUUUGAAUGUUUUUAUUGGUAUUUAACACAGAUAAGAUUUUAUGAUUUUUAGUUUUAUUAAAAAUGAGUGGAAGAAAAAAUCGUGAAGCUGAUGGUGAAAUAAAAAGAGAACGAAUAAGAGUUUGCGUCAUUGGAGCUGGUGCUGCAGGAUUAUGCUCAGUUCGUCAUCUCGCUAGUGACUUGCAGAAAUUUGAACCCGCGGUUUUUGAACAGUGUGAUGUUAUUGGUGGAACAUGGGUUUAUACUGAAAAAGUUGGAUUUCAUAAUGGGCUUCCCAUUCAUUCAAGCAUGUAUAAAGAUCUUAAGACAAAUAUUCCUUUAAAACUGAUGAAUUUUCCUGAUUUUCAACGCAUGAAUCAAUCUCAACCAAGCUGUGGAACUCAUCAACAAAUUUUAAAAUACCUACAGGACUAUGCCGAUCAUUUUAAUCUUUGUCAGUACAUUCAGUUCAAUACCAGAGUUGAAAACGUUUUACCAAUAACUGAAGACGAUAAUUGGCACGAAACAACGUGGAAAGUAACUAUAAAAAAUAUAUUGACCCAAAAAACUGAAGAUAAAUAUUUUGAUGCUAUUUUAGUUUGUAACGGACAUUAUGUAGAUCCUAUUAUACCAUCAAUUUCUGGCAUUGAAACAUUUUCUGGAGAUUUGAUGCAUAGCCAUGACUAUCGAACUCCAGAAAAAUAUACUGGAAAAACUGUUUUGAUUCUUGGAUCAGGACCGUCUGGAAUCGAUAUUGGAAUAGAAAUUACUCACUAUGCUAAUCAUGUUUAUUUAAGUCAUAAUCGUGAUAGAUUGAUUAGUCCAUUGCCAUCGAAUAUGACUGAAACAAUGGGUGUAGAAUUUAUCAAUGGAAACGACUUUCAUCUUAAAGAUGGGACAACGGUAACUGCUGAUGCCUUCUUACUUUGUACAGGAUAUAAAUAUUCAUUCCCAUUUUUGAACGAAACAUGUAAAGUUAAAGUAAUAAAUGGUAAUCAUGUGACACCGCUCUAUAAACAUUUAAUUAAUAUUCAACAUCCCAAAAUGGCAAUUGUGGGAGUACCGUCUCGAGUUAUUCCUUUUCCUAUGUUUCACAUGCAGAUUCAAUAUUUCUUGAGCAUUCUUUUGGGUGAAACUAAUUUACCAUCACAGGAAAAAAUGUCAGAAGAAUUAGUUUCACAAACGUCUAAAUAUCCUCAUGCAUUUGAGCCUGGAUAUCAAUGGGAAUAUAAUGAUUGGCUAGCAAGUGAAGCCAAAAUAGAAAAAUUACCUGAAUUUUAUAAAUAUGGAUACAGUGAGUGGACAACUAAGAGAGCAACAAAUUUGUUGAAAUACAAAAAUUCUACAAUAGUUAUUGAAGAAGAUGGCAAAACAGUGCGAUUUAUUAUUUGAUUUUUGUAAAACGAACAGUGAAAGCGAACAAU